Salvia miltiorrhiza (redroot sage) is the source of this 3085-nucleotide messenger RNA. RefSeq lists its product as uncharacterized. The coding region runs from base 1 to 2976 and encodes 991 amino acids. Gene Ontology annotation, biological process: proteolysis. Gene Ontology annotation, molecular function: cysteine-type peptidase activity. The transcript has 6 exons. The record is from RefSeq and is a predicted model, not a curated record. NCBI's taxonomy places the organism in Eukaryota, Viridiplantae, Streptophyta, Magnoliopsida, Lamiales, Lamiaceae.
AUGGCGGCAGCGGACUUUGAGGACGGCGGCCACGACUUUGAUGGGAGUGGCGCGGGGCGGGCGGCAGUGGGCUUUGAGGCGAAUGUCCCAUAUCUUCGUCGCGACACUAUAGACCAGACGGAGGUUGCUAUCAGCACCUACUAUAGGGAUUCACAUUUUCUGGACCUGGUUGAAACUUUAAAUGUGGUCGGCGAACAGUGCAAUUCAGAUUUAUUGGGAAGAUUUAGAGCAUCAUGUUUUGGGCAUUUCACUGAUUGGAGGCCCGGCGCGAAGAGCAAUAAAGCAUUACACCAGAUUGUAUCGAGGCAGAUUGUGUCAGAAGAAAAUGAGAUCUGCUUCUUUCUGUGCGGAGCACGAGUCAGAUUUUCCCCUGCGGACUACGCAUUAGUGACUGGGCUCAAUUUCGGGGGAUCGAGGUUCGAUGCGACAUUACAGCAUGACUGCAGUCGCGUGGAGGCAUACCGACGAUUCUGCGGUACGCGAAGCAUGACCAUACAGUCGCUCAUCAAACGCGUGUGCGAUUUGGAUCGUCGAGUGGAUGAUGAGGAUGGGAGCCUGUACCUUCGUGCUGUCCUCGUGUGUGUGGCUCACACCCUUGUUCUUGGGUUGGAUGCGCGGGUACAGCCGUGGCUUUGGGUUUUGGUGGAUGAUCUGGCUGCGUUUGAUAGAUUCCCCUGGGGCGCGUAUUCAUAUAAGAUGUUAUGCCAUUAUACGACAGAUGUUGGAACCGGCGAGAAAUAUCACUUCUACGGUCCUUCGUGGGCUUUAUAUGUCUGGGCAUUGGAGCGCGUCCCGGGCUUCGGACACAUGGUCGCAGCAUCUAGCGGUGAUCCGACAGCGCACCCUCGGUGUUUGAGAUGGACUUUCAGGGGUAAGCCGAAGCUUCACGGUCUGCGCGAUCUAUUCGAGGGACAGGGUGGUGUCAUGCCCCUGGAGCCCGAUGCUGACGAUCUGUCGAGUCACUACUUCAUAUCAGCGUUGACACCGGGCGAACUCUCGGUGAGCUUCAGGCCCCCCGACAACCCAUUAGCUCGGGGUGUCCAAUUUCCACAGGGCACCGGAGCCCGUGUUGUGGAGGAGCGCGGGGACGAGGAUGAUGUACCUAGACAGCCUCGUACGACUCGCAGUCACAGUGUCCGGGGCCCUGUGAGGGAUGAUCGACAGCACGAGCCGGCUCGUCAUUCAGUAGAUCCGGGCUUUCGCCCUGUGAGGGAUGCUCGACCCCACGAGCCGGCUCGUCAUUCAGUAGAUCCGGGCAAGCGCCCAGCGCCGCAUACUUCUUCAUCGUCGAGCGGAUCUCGGACUGUAUCCAGUCCCAGCGAGGGUGAGGUGGAUCGUAAGUGGGUGAAGAAGACGAUCCGUCAGGAGAUUAAGAAGGCCUUCGGCAAAUUCGUGGAGAAACUGAAGAGCAAGGGUAAAAAGGAUAGGUGCAAGAAGAGCAAACAUUUCCGAGUGCCCGACUCCCCUGAUGAUGAUGACCAGCGACGGUCCCCUGAUGAUUACCAGCCACGGUCUCCUCCACAGCGACGGUCUCCUCCACCCAGUGCUUCAGGGCCCGACGCUUCAGGGCCAAGCGUUUCACGUUCCUGCGACGACGACCCCCGCGGUGAGGAACCACGCCAUCCAGAGACCCAGGAUUACAACGAGCAGUGGCGGGCCAUGAAUCAGUCUGUUCAGGGCGACUACACACCAGCGGAGCAGACUUUUGACUGGUCGACCCAGGUCUACCCUCAUUGGUCUUCCCCAUUCCUGAAGCCGCAGUAUAGAACAGAGACCCCGAUAUUCUUUGCUGAACCGCUCACUUCUAUUGCACCACAUGAGUGGGGACAGUCCAGUUCGGCAGGACAGGCUCAGACGGAGGAGCCUGAGCCACAGGCAGAGCAGCCACAGGUACUGCUGCUGCAGCACCUAGAGCAGCCGCCGGCAGAGCAGCCGCCAGCAGAGCAGCCGCCGGCAGAGCAGCCGCCAGCAGAGCCCCCGCGUCGCAGUCAGAGGGUGAGGCGUCCGUCUAACUAUCAGCGAUCGCCUUGGGUUAAUAGCCAAAUGCCACGUCCAGUGACACAAGUCUGCAGUGACCAUUAUGAGAAGUGGAUGGCUAGGUGUCGAGAGGGUAGGGGUCGUGAGAUUUAUGUCAAGGCAAGUGGUGGUUUGCGAGAGUACGACGACUUCGCGCGGGUGGAUAAUGUCAGCCAGGAAUUCACAACUGGGGAUAUUGACUUGUAUUUCUUAAGCUUGAGAAAUAGACUUCGAGCUUCAGCAGAUUUACUGGAUGACGUAGAUAUGAAUAACACAAUCAUAUUAGACACGGAUUGGUUUAUAUACCUCCAGGGCGAGUGGGACGCUCUAUUGGAGAAGUGGGCAAGAAGUGAGUUUACUCCAGAGGAGUAUCAUAUAUUGACGCAUGGAGCAGUAGCUGAUGGUUGGCAGCCCCGGAUAGACUGGCUCUGCCAAAUACGUGGAAAAGCCGUUAAGGGCCAUGAACUUCCUCCUGGUCAUAUAGGAUGGAUGGAUGCCACACAGGUUCUCAUGCCAGUCAUAAUUGGCCACCAUUUUGUCCUAUGUCGGAUCCGGUUAGGAGAAUUGGUUUGCGAGGUCUAUGACCCAGUAUUCCACAAGCUAUCACCUCGACAGCAGGAUGGUCGAGUUGGUGAACUACUGCCUUUACUGAGAUUGUUGCCAAUUGUCCUUCAGUUGGCGAGGUGGCUAGACGACACAUCCAUUGAUUCGACAGUGGCAAAGGAGAAGUACCCACUUAUGACGGCGGUGUUUGCUCCAGCGGAGGUUCAGUUUCACCAGCAGGACUCUGUCAGCUGCGGGCCUUUCGUCUGCAUGUAUGCAGAACGACUGAUAUCUGGCUCUCCAUCCAUUGAGUGGGGUAACCACAACGUGGCGGCAUACAGGGCCAAGAUUGCUAGAUCUAUAUUUUCGUUGUGUGAAACUAGGACACAUCGUAUCACUAGACUUGGUUUUGCAUAGUUUUGUAUAUUGUUACAUUAAUGUGUGCUUCUAUUUGGUUAUUCAACGAGCAUUAUUUCCUGUAAAUCAUUCCAGCUUAUCGAAUAAUAAGAUAAUUCAAUCAAUAUCA